AUGUUGGGCGUCCUGAUUUUCAACUCCUCUGUUGUACCCUAUGGACCCUGUUUGCUGCAGUUGUCUAUGGUGGGCUAUCUUGGGGUUUUGGAGGGCAAUCUUUUGAUAGUUAUGGCCUGUGACCGCUAUGUAGCUGUGGUUUAUCCCCUGAGGUAUCCAUUGAUUGUUACGAGUAAAGUCGUCUGGGGCAGCAUCUUCCUGGUGAACAUUAUUGGUGUGGUGAUCGUCACGCCAUACAUGGUUUAUGUAAGAGAACUCUCCUUUUGUCGCACCAAUGUCUUGCCUUUCUGUUUCUGUGACUAUGCAACAAUGGUUCAAAUCGCAUGUACCGAUGACCCCAAGUACGCUGUCCUUCUGUCAACCACAACAGUGAUAACUGCGACAUACGGAGUGACAUUGAUCUUCUUUUCCUACUACAAAAUCGCUCAAGCAGCUCUGAAAAUCUCCUCCGUUAAAGGGAAACAGAAGGUCUUCAGUACCCUGCUGACCCACCUGCUGGUGGUGGGCCUCUUCUAUUUCCCUCUGAUGAUCUCCUACAUACUCCCUGGAGUCGGGGUGAAGCUGUCGGCUGAAGCCUGCACUUCUUUAAUCAUUGUAGCCAUCCUAGUCCCUCCGAUGAUGAAUCCCUUAAUCUACAGCUUUAGAAAUAAGGAAAUAAAAAGCAGCAUCCGCCGACUUUUCACAGGAAUGAGAACAAAUCCUGAAAUUGAGGAUCCAUAG
This is a messenger RNA of Erpetoichthys calabaricus (reedfish), 720 nucleotides long. RefSeq names its product olfactory receptor 10A5-like. The record is from RefSeq and is a predicted model, not a curated record. The transcript has a single exon. Bases 1 to 720 code for a protein of 239 amino acids. Gene Ontology annotation, cellular component: membrane. Gene Ontology annotation, biological process: G protein-coupled receptor signaling pathway. NCBI's taxonomy places the organism in Eukaryota, Metazoa, Chordata, Cladistia, Polypteriformes, Polypteridae. Gene Ontology annotation, molecular function: olfactory receptor activity; G protein-coupled receptor activity.